Messenger RNA from Penicillium odoratum, 1257 nucleotides. RefSeq names its product putative acid phosphatase. The record is from RefSeq and is a predicted model, not a curated record. Lineage: Eukaryota; Fungi; Ascomycota; Eurotiomycetes; Eurotiales; Aspergillaceae. Bases 1 to 1257 code for a protein of 418 amino acids. The transcript has 3 exons. Gene Ontology annotation, biological process: phospholipid catabolic process. Gene Ontology annotation, molecular function: hydrolase activity, acting on ester bonds.
AUGUUCACUAAGCAGACUUUGGCCGCCUUUGUUGGCGCGUUGGCUCUGGCUUCGGCCGAGACCAUCUCUUCUAGCGAUGAGUACCCCAGUGCCGCUGAGAUUGCUGCGUCUCAGGCAUCGGUCCUGCCCUACUCUCCCGUCUCGAACGUGAAGGGUCUGGCUUUCAACCGAUUCGCCCAGAUUUGGAUCGAGAACACCGAUUUCGACACCGCUGCUGCUGAUAAGAACUUUGCCAAGCUGGCUAAAGAGGGUAUCCUUCUGACCAACUACUUCGCAUUGACUCACCCCUCGGAGCCUAACUAUGCUGCCUCCGCUGCCGGUGACAGCUUUGGUAUGGACAAUGAUGACUUCCACCAGCUCCCGGCCAACAUCUCCACCAUUGCCGAUCUGUUCGAUACUAAGAAGAUCUCUUGGGGCCAGUACCAGGAGGACAUGCCCUACGCCGGCUACCAGGGCUACCGGUACCCGGAGUCUGGAGCGAACCAGUACGUGCGCAAGCACGACCCGCUCAUCCUCUUUGACUCCGUCACCAACGACGCUGUCCGCCCGCGUCAGAUCAAGAACUUCACUACCUUCUACGAAGAUCUCAAGCAUGAGAGCAUACCCCAGUACAUGUUCAUCACUCCUAACAUGACCAACGACGCCCACGACAGCAACAUCACCGUCGCCGGUGACUUCCUUGCUAGCUUCGUGCCCCCUCUCCUUGAGAGCGAGUACUUCUCCAAGGAUGCCCUUAUCCUCGUGACCUUCGACGAGACCGCAACCUACGCCGACCCCAACCGUGUCUACAGCAUCCUUCUCGGUGGCGCCGUCCCCGAGCACUUGAAGGGUACAACCGACGAUACCUUCUACACUCACUACAGUAUUAUCGCCUCCCUCUCCGCCAACUGGGGUCUGCCUUCCCUCGGCCGCUGGGAUUGUGGCGCCAACAUCCUCAAGCUCGUUGCCGAGAAGACCGGCUUCGUCAACUGGGAGGUUGAUUACGAUAACCUCUACCUUAACGAGACUUACCCCGGCCCCCUGUCUGAUGAUGAUUACUCCACCUACGAGCCUUACUGGCCUACCCCCGCGACCAGCGGUACCUGCAAUGCUGGCCACGGUAUUCUCGAUGUGGUUAAGAAAACCUACCACGGUCUGAAGCAGACUUUCGACUACUCUUCUCCCAUUCCCUUCGAUACUAAGUCGGGUACCAAUGUUGGUAUCAAGUACUGGCGUACUCUGAAGAAUGGAAAGAAGCAGACUGGCAUUACUGAGUAA